ACAGUGUAACGGAGAUCGCGUGUCUCAUUUUACUGUUAACAACUCCCUGCAAAAAGGCGCCACCCCACAACAGAGACUGUGUGAUUACAGAGGAAGGAGAGAAUACAGAUUAGAGAAAAGAGAUCAAAAGUGUUUUAGUGAGAGAAAGCUUCAUUCUCUCUCUCUAUAUAUAUACAUAUACAUACACCAUAUGUUUGUAUAUAUAUAGUUAGAUUCGUAGAUACAUAGAAAGCGAGGUUGACGAAUUCAUCAUCACGGCGGCCGGAAAAGAAGCGAUCAUUCGAUCAAUGUAGGAUUUGCAUUUACUCCUGUUGAUCUGCUAGUAUACUGUAUACCCAUUGAAGAAUGCUAGAAAAAUUGAUGUCAAUUUGUUUAAGAAACACUCUUGUUAAAUAAAGGGGAAUUCAUCAUUCAUGAAUGAACUGGCAUCUACAAACUGAAUUCAACAUCCUCCAUAGUUUGAGUGGAAGCUUAAUGGAUUUCUUUGAAGGACUUACAUAUGAGCAUGUCAAUUUCAUUUUUUCUGAUGUUACAUAUCCUCAGGAUAGCACAAACUAUACAAUGAAUACCAGUUCAUACAAGUUUGCAUAUUCAGAACCUGGGAAUUUCUCAUACUAUGAUUAUUUUAAUGCUUAUGCAAUCAAUGAUCCAAUAUAUGGGAACAAUGGAUUCACUAGACAACUAGAAAAUACUUCAACCAUGAAUAAUGAAAGAAGUACACCUGUACAUAUGCAACAAAAUGGACAUUCAAUUUCAACCUCCAAUUCCCAUACCAAUUCUUCAGAUAAUCAACAGAGUAAUCAUAAUCAUAAUCACAAUCAUGGUGAUCAACAUCAGGUUGUGUGGGAAGAUAAUGUUGAUCUUGACAACAUGACUUAUGAGGAAUUGCUAGAGUUAGGUGAGGUUGUUGGAAGUCAAAGCCGUGGUCUAUCUCAAGAAGCUAUUUCCCUUCUCCCUGUUUCAAAGUUCAAGUGUAGCUUCUUCUGGAGAAAAAAAUCAAAAAGCGAAAGGUGUGUGAUUUGUCAGAUGGAAUAUAAAAGAGGUGAACGUCAGAUCACUCUUCCUUGCAAACACAUCUAUCACUCGGGAUGUGGAACUCAAUGGCUUAGUAUCAACAAGGCUUGCCCUAUUUGUUACAAGGAGGUGGUGGUUCAUAUUCCAAAACAUUCUGAAAAAUUAAGUAAGUGAACAUAGAGAAAGGAAAGUGGUUUCUUAAUACCCCUAAUUUUAUUAGAGUAAUAUUUUUAUUUUUCUAAUUGGAUGAAUAUCUUAUGUGUUAAAUAAGAUUACAGAGUGAUUAGAGUUUGAAUUACCUUCCAUUUACCAUUUA
Messenger RNA from Lactuca sativa (garden lettuce), 1330 nucleotides. RefSeq names its product E3 ubiquitin-protein ligase BIG BROTHER. Gene Ontology annotation, molecular function: ubiquitin-protein transferase activity; ubiquitin conjugating enzyme binding. Gene Ontology annotation, biological process: negative regulation of organ growth; protein ubiquitination; floral organ development. The record is from RefSeq and is a predicted model, not a curated record. Lineage: Eukaryota; Viridiplantae; Streptophyta; Magnoliopsida; Asterales; Asteraceae.